Striga hermonthica is the source of this 483-nucleotide messenger RNA. Lineage: Eukaryota; Viridiplantae; Streptophyta; Magnoliopsida; Lamiales; Orobanchaceae. The record is from the annotation of a GenBank genome assembly.
AUGCAAUCUAUACCUUCUGCACAUAUCCUAUCACGGUGGACGAAAACAGCCACUAUUAAUCCCAUGUUCCACGUUCUCGAUGUCGCGUUUGCCCAAUGCGUCCAAGUUGACGAUAAAAAGUUACUGCUUAGCAAGUUGUGGUCGGAUAUUCAUGCAUGCAUGGGAUUGGUUGAGCCUUGUGUUAACCGACUUGCUGAAUUUUCAAAGGUCAUCGAAGCACACAAGGUUAAACUACUGUCUGAUCAAGGCGAGAACGCAACAGCCAGUAAUAAAGAGCAGCAGUUUGAGUCUUUUGUUGGCAUGGCUGCGCCUCAAGAGGUGACCAUUCACCCUCCGACACACUCAAAAAACAAAGGCAGCGGGAAAAGACUAAAGAGUGCAAAAGAAAAGGCGAUCGAACAGUCACAAAAGAAGCGGAGGGUUUGCAAAUCAUGUGGCGAAAGAGUCGGUCAUAACGCACGCACGUGCCCCAAGAAAACGUAG